AUGAUCGUGACCUUCGAAGAAGUUGAACCAACGGAGAAAGUGAUUCCUCAAUCACCAUCGUCGUUUUCUUCACUCCCAGAUGAAAUAACUGAAAUGAUUCUUGCACGCGUCUCAAGGUGGAACUAUCCGUCGCUUUCUCUCGUCUCAAAGAGCUUCCACGCUCUCCUAUCUUCCAUGCAAAUCUACAAGACGAGAUCUCAAAUCGGAGCGGAAGAGACAUGCUUCUAUGUCUGCUUAGAGUUUGACAAUCAACCAUAUCUGAGCUGGUUUAGUCUUUGGUCGAAACCUAACCAAACCCUAACCAAACAGACAGGGGAGAUUAGGUUUAAGCAGGAUUCAAGAGGAAACUCGGUUGUUCCGGCACCGUUUGCUUCUUCCCAUUCUCCUCGCAUAACGUGGCAGUCCACCCAAACGUUUGGUUCCGAGAUCUACGUAAUCGGUGGACCCGACGACCAACCGUCUUCCUCUGUUCGGAUCUUUGAUUGUCGGAGUCACAUAUGGCGUGACGCUCCUAGCAUGUCCGUGGCUCGAGAGAACGCGUGUGCGCUUUUCGUCAAUGAGGAAAUAUAUGUUUUGGGAGGUUGCGAUAUUGACGAGAACUCUGCCAAUUGGUUUGAGGUGUUUGACUUGAAGACUCAGACUUGGACAGCCUUGCCUUGUCCUGGCGUCGAUGAUGAAGAGUUACGCAAUAUUUUACGCGAAUAUAAUGAUAAUUUAAUCAUAUUGGAUGCUUUCCAAGGAAAGCUUUACGUAGCGGUAGUAGGUGAAAAGGAGUAUGCCUACGAGCCGAAAGAUGGAACAUGGAAAUUUGUAAAAGAGCAAUUGAGUUUACCAUUGUACUCCGUAUCUGCUUGGUAUGAGAUAAAGCAUGUAGUAUACUGUUGCACUUUCUCCGGAAAAUUAAUGUGGUCUGUUUCUAAGACUGAGGGUAAAGAAUGGAGAAAGAUCAAGGGUUUGCGAGAACUGCGCAAUGACAGUACAAGGGGUUUAAGAACUGGCAAUCGUUUUGUACUCGGUGACGAUUCUGGGAAACUUUUGGUUUUGUGGGAUGUUUCUGAUACGGAACAACGGAAAAACAAGAUUUGGUAUGCGAAGAUUUCUUUAGAAUCAAGAUGCAAUGGAUGUGAGGUUUGGGGUACGGUUGAUUGUGUCGAUGAGCUUACAUUUCCAUGCGAAAAUUACAAAAUGUUCCAUGUUCUAAGUGCUUCGGUUUAA
Molecule: messenger RNA, 1215 nt
Organism: Microthlaspi erraticum
Lineage: Eukaryota; Viridiplantae; Streptophyta; Magnoliopsida; Brassicales; Brassicaceae
Source: the annotation of a GenBank genome assembly